AUGGCCGAUGCAGAGCUAAAAACCAGCCCCACCAAGUUCUGCCUCUGCCUCGGGGCCUCUUACCCCCCCGGCGGGACUGAGGUGCCCCUGCAGCGGGUGGGCAGGGGGCGAGAGCGGGAGUGGGCACAGCAGGGCCCCCAGUGCACCAGAGGGAUAGACCGAACCCUGUGGUGUUGUGCUCCCAAACCAAACUGGGAGUUGGGGAGUCAGAGGGGGGGAAAUUUCCAAGCCAUCCCCCGCCGCCGCCGCGUCCUGCGGCCCCGGCGCCCCCCGGCCAGCGCCUCCGACCCCGGCCAGCCCUGCCCGUCAGAGAUGAACAAGAUCAAGGACAUCCUGGAGGUGAACUGCACGGAGCAGGAUCUCAGCGCCGUGCCCCUCGGCCUGCCUGCGGACACGGGCAUCCUGCUGCUCAGCGCCAACCGCCUGGUGUCCGUCUCCACCACCGCCUUCUACAACCUGACCCAGCUGCAGGACCUCGACCUGUCCGACAACGGGCUGGCGGCUCUGCACACCGAGGACCCGCUGCCCACCCUGAGGGAGCUGAUCCUCUCCCGCAACGCGCUGGGGGCCCUGCCCGCUCUGGUGGGUCUGCGCAACCUCACCCGCCUGGCCGUGGCCCACAACAACCUGACCAUGCUGGCCCCGGGGCUGACCACGCUGGCCCCGGGGACUUUCCACGCCAUGCAUGAUCUGCGGGACCUGGACCUGCGAGGGAACCGCCUGCGGACGCUGCCCCAGGAGAUCUUCAUGGGGCUGACGGCGCUCAGAUACUUGGACCUCUCCGACAAUCUCCUGGAAGAGCUCCCCAAGGAUUUGCUACAGGACUUGGAAAACCUGGAGACCCUCUGGCUCUCGGGGAACCUCCUGCGGACCCUGCCCGCCGACUUCUUCCCCGAGGGGCAUGACUUCAUGUACGUCUUCCUCCCGUGGCACUGUGACUGCGACCUGUGCUACCUGCGGAACUGGAUCUUGCAGAACGAAGACAGCGUCUAUCAGCCAGAGCGGGGCCGGGAGAAGACAAAGGUGGAGGUCGCCCCUGAGAGGGUGCUGUGCCACAGCCCCGUCAAGCAUCAGAAGAUGCCCGUCAUCGACUUCAACUCCAGCUGCAACAGCGUGGGGGAUGCGGACGCGCACAACUACGAGGAAGAACCGACAGAGAUAGCCAGCACGGCCGCCGCCUUCACCUCACCUCCCCCCAUCCCCGCUGUCACCUCGCCUCCCCUCAGCACCCCCUGUAGCCCCACCCUCACCCCAUGUACUUCACCUGUGAUUUCCAGAGGUGCCAGCACCACAACUCCUGUGCCAACCAGUCUCACUGUCACAGCCACACAGACCCCCAGCACUGCCGUCAUUCUCAUUUCUGCUCCUGCCAGCACCCCUCACAGAGCCACCACCCCUGUCCCCACAACCUCUCCGCCAACCACUGUGAGCACCAGAGCUGCCAGCACCAGCAGCCGUCCCCAGACCACUCUUGCCACCAGCACUAGCAACACCCAUUCCAUGCCCGUGGUGUCCAGUGGCACCUCUAUGGCACUGCCUUCCACUGCCCUGCUGGAGACCUCUUCUUCUGCUGUCAGAUCAUCAUCUCCUCUUCUGCCAUCAUCCACCACCAUCACCACCACGCGUUCCAGUCAUGCCCCAACAGCGCCAGCUCCCCUGGACACAACACCUGGACACCCCACCCAGCCUGCACCUUCCCCUCCACCCGCACCUCCGCUCUGCCCAUGCUCCGCCCCAGGACUGCUUCCGCACAUGCUGCGCUCGCGGGCGGGCGGGGAGGGUCCGCAGUGGGGGCAGUGGGUGCUGAGGCACUGCUGCCUGUUGCACUGGGUGCUCUACCUGGCCUCCUUGGCUCUGCUGGUCCUGACCGUGCUGGCUCUCGCAGGCUGGCUGGCCUGGAUGUGUCUGGUGGGACGGCCCUCCUGGCACAAGUCCCUGCAGACCCAAGAGGUGCGGCAUCCGCUGCUGAAGCCCAGGGAGCCGUACGGAACCACUGAGAUGCAGCUCAGCAGCUUCAAAACCCCCCUCCAGCACCCCAUGUUCUGCACCAUCAAGGAAGUAGAGUUGUACCCUGAGGUCACUUACUGCACGAUUAAAGACCUGGGGGUGCAGCACAGUCCUCCUGCAAGAUCCUCCUUCUGCACCACGAAGGAGCUGUGGGUUCACUGUGGUCCUCAGGGCAUUUCGGUCAAGCCUGUCUCCAGAAAGCUGACGGUGACAAACCUCAGCUCACUGAGGACCCCUUCUGCUUACAGCCUGGACAGGGGUGUCAAGGCCAUUGGCGAUGUCAGAGUGAAAUACGCUGGCAACACCUUGUAA
Molecule: messenger RNA, 2319 nt
Organism: Apaloderma vittatum (bar-tailed trogon)
Lineage: Eukaryota; Metazoa; Chordata; Aves; Trogoniformes; Trogonidae
Gene: GP1BA
Product: glycoprotein Ib (platelet), alpha polypeptide
Molecular function (GO): protein binding
Source: RefSeq, a predicted model, not a curated record